AUGAGUGUUUUUCAUAUCAUUCUUUCACUCAUAAUAAUAUUAUUGUCUUUAUUAUAUAUAUUUAUUCAUAUUUUCAAAACAUUUCUUCAAAAAAAAGGCUUUGAAGUUUCUUUUUCUAUUUCUGGAUUUUUCUCACUUGGGAAUUUAAAAAUUAAGAUUCUUGAAAAGUGUCUUGAAAAAUAUAAUCACAUUGGAGGAUUUGAAUUAAUUUUACCUAAAAUUUCUGUUAGAAUUCAAUCUUGGAAAUUUAAGAUCAUUUUGAAUGAAAGUUACUGUGUUUGUUUUGUUUUGAAUAAAGAUCAAUAUAACAAGAAAGAAUUAUAUAAGAAACAUGACCAUCAUCCUUUCUCUCAUUAUACUAAAUCCCAAGGUCAAAUAUCUAGAAAUAACAAAAUUGACAGUGAUAGUAAUAUUGGAAUCAUUCGAAAUUUGAUGUUAAUUGUUAUGGUACAAAUUUUCUCUAGAAUUAUUUCAUUUGAGCUUGAGAAGAUCCAAUUUAAAGUUUACAUAAUUGAUUGUAAAUGUAUUGUAAACCAUAGAAAUCUUAAAAUUAACCAAGAUGGAAAUUGUGAGAAAUGUAAUAUUAAAAUGAAAUAUGGUAUAUAUUCCAUACUUGAUAUCCAAAGUCUAAGUAUAUUUCCAAAAGCUUAUCUUGGUGGAAUAAUGGUUAAUAUCCAAUUAGAUAAUCCUGUAUUAUAUUUAAAUCCAAUUGAAAAUACAAUUUCUGAAAAAAGAUGUCAUACUUUUUAUUUGGAUUCCAAUAACAAAUAUAAUCAAUCAUCCAAAAAUGGGUCAAGUAUUUUUAAUUAUCUUCUUGAACAGUAUUAUCUUAAAUAUAAUAAAUCUAUUUUAAAGCAAAACCACGAAAAUAAAACCAAUUAUCCUCCUUUACUUUAUGUUAAUAAUAGGCUGAAUAUUACAAUGAAGUUAAUGCAUUCUAUGUCUGGAUCUGAUAUUAGAGUAUGUAUUCUUCGGAAUGUAAAUAUUGAGAUGAAUCAACUUUGGCUUACAUUAAUACCAGAAAUCGUUUGUGAACUAAUUUAUGUUUUCCAUAUAAUUAAAUCCAAUUGGAAAAAAUCUACUAAAACCACUUACAACAAAAUUAGGUCUCAAAUGUUAGAUCCUAAUAUCAUUAAUCAGUCUGAUCCAAUUAUUAAAUUAUCCCCAAAAUAUCAAUUACUAAGUAAUAAUAAUAUACUCCCAACUUCUCCUGUUACUUUAGCUCCUCCUUCUUCUCCAAAUAUCUCAUAUUCUUCUCCAUUUAGUAAAUUUGAAGAUCAAGUUUCCAGAACUAAACAACAGAAACUUAUUAUGAAUGAGAAUUUGGAUAGACAACUUCAAAUCAAUUUUAAAAUUUCUCAACCAUCUUUGAUAUUUUGUGACAAUACUCAAUCUAGUUCAGGAUUUGAGAUCUUAUUUCAUGAUUUUGAAGCUCACUUUAUAAUCCAAUACUUUGUUGAAUACCUCCAAAGUAGUCUUAAACUUUAUAACCAAGAUUAUGAUUUUGAACUUUCAAACUCAGAAUCAUCAGAUAUUAACUUAAUUAGUAAUAUCUCCAAUCAAUCUGAUUUAGAUAAUGAUUUGAAGAAAAAGAUUAGAAGAAGUUUGAAACUAGUUUUUGGAAGUAAACUCAUAUUUGGAAAUUCCAUUUUAUAUUCAAAUCCCAAAGAAAACCAUCUUCUUUCAAAACAAAUUAUGCCAAAUACCAUAAAAGAUGGAGAUUUUACUUUUGACAGAAUGUUUAUCAUUGAACAUUACAAAUCAAUUAUUGAGAUAUCAGAUAACAAUUUUGUAAAGCUUUACUUGAAAAACUCCAUUCAAAGAAUGUUUGGAAUAUGGAGAGAAAAUGGAUUUUACCAGAAUUUGACUUUAUUUCUCCAGUUAAUUAAAUUCCAAAAAUAUCUUUCCAAGAUUAAAAUUCAAGCAAAUAGUAGUAAUAAUAAUCAUCAUCAUUAUGUCUUUGAAAAACCAUUUAUAGAUAAAUCAACUGAGGAGAUUCCAAAGAUACCAAUUAGAAUAGAACUGGAAGAUGAUGAUAUUCUUAAAAGUGAUUUUCUGAUUAAAAAUAAUAAUUACUUAAAAGAGAUUAUGACUAUUAAGGAUUUUGCUGUUAACUUACUUUUUUAUUUAGAAAUCAAAGAAAUGACUAUUCAGACCAAUGAUAUUAGUUGUUUUAAUCAUGAAUUACAUAUUCUUAAAAAGAAUGAUUGUUGUAAUUGCCAUUGUGAAGAUUGCUUUACUGAAUCUUUUGGUCCAAAAGAAAGGUAUGAAUGGAGAACUGAUUUUGACUCUGAAUAUGACUCCAAAUUCACUAUUGAUGAAAAAGAAAACCAAGAUAAUCCAGAUAUUAUAGAUGAUCGGUUUUUUGUAUUGAAUAUAAGUAAUUUGAAGAUUUGUAAUACAUCCUUAAAUAGAAGCUUCUCAAUGCUUUUUUCAGAUGUAGACCUUUAUAGUAUGCAAGAAUUUGUUGAUUUGGAAGAUAUAUCUACUAAGUAUUUAAAUCUUGCUACAGAUUUAAAACAGAAUAAUGAUAUAUUAGAUCUCCAGAAAACAUGUAUUUAUCGAUAUGGAUGUUUUGAUCAGAGAAUUCAAGCUGUUAAAUAUAAAAUAUUUCCAAAAAUUAAAGAGAAAAACCACUUGGUAAAAUUAAAUGAGUCAAUCAUCAUUUCCCCUUGGGACCAUAAAAGAAUUUCACUUAGAUUUAAAGGUAUCCAUGGAAAUCUUCAUACUUGUUAUGUUCCAUUAUAUCUUUACAUUCUUGGAUGUUUCAGUAUUGAUUGCCUUGCUCUUAAAAAGACUAACUUGAAUAAAGUUUAUUAUGGAAUAAAUAAUCAAUUUGAAGAGAAUUUUGACUUUUAUUGUAAUCAAAGAUCUAAUUAUUUUGAAAAGUUUAAGCUGAUAAAAAAAGAUUUAAUCCAAAUGAUCAAGGAAUUUAAUCCAGAAGAGUUAAAUAACAGAAAUGUAGAACUCUGGACCAUUCCUGAUAUAAUUCAGAGUAAAGUUGGAUCUUUAAAAUAUACCUGGUAUUUUGAUUUUGAUGAUAUCUCUGUAAAUUUUUUGGAUGGUUUUAAGAUAUUAAUGAACAAAUUGAGCCUUUAUAGAUGUAAUGAGUAUGGGAAUUAUGAUAUUCAAAUGAACCAUGUUAAAAUAUUUGAUAUUUUUGGAAUUAAUAUUUUGAGUUCAAGCAAAAUCAGAAUGAGAUCUGAUAUCCCUUUUAAAACUACUAAAAUUAAGUCUCCAAUUUGUCUCAAAAAACAACUCAGAAGAAUUAUUGAUUUAUCUGUGAAUGGAGAUUUACUUUUGCUUUCAAUUCUUGGAAAUCAAGAAAACUCAGAGAAUAACUUGAAAGACAUUAAAAAUGGGAUGAUUUUCUUUGAUUCCAAAAGGUUUAUUCUUGAAAUUGACCAGCUUGAUAUAUUACUUUUGGUGAAUUGCCAGUAUAGAGAAUCCCUGUUUAAAUACCUUUACCAGUAUAUAUAUAUAACAUUUUACCAAUUAUUCCAUCCUCCUAUAAUUAUUAGGACAGGAAAACUACUUUCAUUUUCACGAAAACAUCCAAUUAUAUUUUCCUGUAAUAAUAUAUUUGAUUUUUUGAUUACCAAAAUGACUCUAAGUUUAAGCAGUUUGGCUAAUUUUAUGUUUUCACAAGAUUAUGAAAGAUUUCCAGUUUUUGACUCUUUAAAAACAAGAAUUAAAAAAUGUUCCAAAGAUGACUUAAAUAUCCAGUAUAAACUUAAACCCAAUCAUCUUCCAACCCAGAGACCCAAAGUUGGACUCAACAAUAUAUUAAAUUUCCCAAUUUCUGAGGUAAAAUUUGACAACCUAAGGCUGAACAUUAGAACAAAACAUACAUCAAAUUCAAAAUCUCCAUGUAAUGACAAGGAGUGUUACAAUAUUCCAAAUUACUUGACCAAUAGUAUUUCUUCAGAAGAAAGAUUUUUAAUCAAUUCGAAUUAUAACCCAAUUAAUAUUUUUGUAUCUUUAGUGGGACUUUCUCUUAAUAUGUUUAACCAGCUUAGUUUAACUGGGAGUAAAGCCACAAUAUACUCUAGAAAAGAAGUCUCCCUUACUAAUGAAAGCAUUAUUUUUGAUUUUAGAAGAAAUUAUUCUCAUUUGGAUAGUAAUGUAAAUGAAAAUAUGAAAAUUCUUAAAAAUAUCCCAGAGAUGAGUUCAGAUAUCAAGAUUUCCAUUUACUCUAAAUCCAAGACUUCAUUAUACUUGAGCAAUUUCAGUUCCUUUAAAACCAUAAAACUCUUAAACCCAAUUUUGGAACUAAUCAAAAACAGUUCAAACUUUAAAUUAAAGUUGCAAAAAAAUAAAUGUGAGACUUACUCAAAUGAAUUCAGUAAUAUCAUUAUUUCCAGAAAUACCUUAACCUUUUCUCUCCUUAUCUCAGACCUAACAAGCUUAUAUUUAGUUCCAUAUAUUAACUUCCAAAUUCAAAAAGAAAUGAGUGAUAACUCCUCAGUAAACAUACACUUGCCAAAGAUUGAAUUGAAUUUGAAAAAAAAUAGUUAUUGUGACAUCCAAGAAAUGGGGAACUUUUUAAACCAAUUGGAAGCUGUUUCACUGUUUUUAAAUGAUGGAAUUCUUAUUGGGUUGGUUUCCAAAGAAAUUUUUGCUCCUUUAGCUAAGAGAAAAUGCCAAGGAUUAAGUUUGGGUAUGAAUCCAACCCAACAAAGAUAUUCUUUAAAAAGUACUCUGAUUUCCAUCUCAAAGUUUAAUAUUAAUCUCAUAAGGAAUUCAAGCAAGGAAUUUGAUAUCAAACUUGUUUUGAAUGGUUUGGAUAGAGAAUCCAUAAUAGAAAAGUAUAUUGGAAAUGACUCAAAUAGAUCUGAUACUUCAAAUACAAUACCAUUAACUUUAAAUCUGGAUUCAGAAAAAUUAGUUCAGUUUUCCACUAUAUUAGAAUCUUUUCUUGAUGAAAACAACUUUGAAGGUAUCUCUUUAUAUUACUGUGAAGACUGUAAUCAACUUAAACCAAUAAAGUCAAUUCCUUUAUUGAAAUCCCAACAAGUUUUAAUUUCUGAACAAAAUAGCACAUCCAUUGAAGGGAUUAUACAAUCUGGAUUCAAUUUUUUACUAAGAAUUUCUCUAAAUGAUAUUAAUUUGAGAUAUGAAAUCUUCAGCCUUUUAAUUAAAGAUGUUUGGUUGGAUUUAAGUUAUUUCAACUCAGAAAUGAAAAAGUUUCUUUUUGGAAUAAAUCAGUCCCAAUUUAUUGCUGAAUAUUUUCCUUAUAUACUUAGUCAGUUAUCUAAACCAUCCCAAUCUUUUAAAAUUUUACGUGGUUCUAAUAUUCAGAUAUCUUCAAAUUUCAGCUCGAAAACUAAAGUAUUGGAGAUAGCUAGGAUUGGAAGUAUUUUGUUUGAUAUAAGUAAUAAUGAUUCAGUUUUGCUUGUUUUGAAAGGUCCUCAACUUAAUUUGAAUACAUUAACAUUUGUUUAUUUGGAAGUUUUAAUUAAGAUUUUCAAUGUAUUAAAGUUAAACUCUGAAGGAGGAAAAUUAAAAAAGGAGAAUUCCUCACUAAACCAAGAAAAUAAUGCACCAGUUAUUUCUAUAAUUCCAGGAAAGAAGUUUAAUAUCCAGAUUUAUGAAAUCAUGAUAAAUACACACAGUCUUGGAACCAAUAAAGAGUAUAAAUCCCAAAAAGACGAUCGCAAGAUUCGUCUCAGAGCAAACUAUUCAGGAGCCAAGAAAACUUCAAGAAUACCAGAUCUAGAUACUCAGAGUGAAUUUCUUUUCCAAGUUAUAGAGCAAAAUCCAAUAUAUAGUACUUUCACUUUGGUUGAUGAUUUUGAAGACUCAAAUACGAACUUUUGUAUUUUUCAAAGUAAUAAUAGCCAAUCUUGUCUUGAAUGCAGGUACCACUUAAAUAGGCCACUAAUAUAUUCUUCAAAAAUUUGUACUGAGCAAAAGAGUGAAAGCUACUUUGGAGGAAUUAGUACUAGUAGUUGUAGCAGCAAAAUUAAAAGUAGUAAUAAAAGUAGCAAAAAUCAGCUCGAUGAUGUAUUUAGGAAGUAUUGCAAUGAAUACUUUUCUUUUUUGGAUGAGCAUUUAAUCUCGGAUAAGUACCAAAAAUCAAGCUUUGAGAUGAUCCAAGAAUAUAGAAAAAUUUGUAUGUACACUGAAAGUAACAUUGGUAUUCCUUUUGACUAUGGCCAAAUAAUAGAUAAUAUGAUUCUUGGAAAGCUUGGAUAUGGAAAAAAGGCAGGCCAUAUUUAUUUUUCAAGAAGCUUUACACAAAUUAUAUGCAGGAUUCCACAAAUUGAUUGUUCUGUUGGGAUUUAUGACAGCAACAGAAAAUUCGAGUUUGUAUUAAAAAUGUUUCCAGUUUCCAUUGAUAUUUUUCUUUCAAAUAGGUUGAUUUGGGAUUCGUUUGGAGACAGUAUUAACCAAUCAUCUGCUAAUCUUGAUGAAUCAUCAAAGCAAAAGAAGGAAGACUUGAGAAUUUUUUCGGAGAUCUCCAACUCUUAUAGUUUGAAACCUUUAGAACCCUGUUUUUGUGAUGAUUAUAAUGAAAAAAUCCAUCCUCAUAUUCGAAGUUGUUCUAAUCAAUUGAAUUCAGAGGUUCAAGAAAUACCAAAAAUCAUUGAAAACUUUGAGGUGUUAAAUAAAAACUCUUCUUCUUCCUCACCCAUUUCAUCCUUAGAAGAGACCCAAUCAGAGAGGAAAAGGAGCUUUUAUGAGUGUAGUCAAGAGAUUCUAAAGACAACACCAAUUUUUGUUAGUGUAAGAAUUCAUACUGGAAAGCCAAGUACCCAAUUAAAAAUAUAUUCAAAGCUUCUCUCAGUUUCAAUAGAUUCAAGUAGGGUCCAAUCAAUUAAUGAAAUCUUGUACUCUUUUGAACUCAAAUACACAAACAAAACUCAUCAACCAUAUCAGGAUUCCCAAAAUAUGUCUAAUCCUCCUUCCAUUUUUUCCAGUUCAAACAAUACUUUUGUAAACAAUCAUACCAUUAAUGUCUCGUCAGCUACUGCAAAUUCGGUUACAAAUGAAAAUCUUCCACCUCCAAUUUACUAUUCCCAUAGUUUAAAUGCAACUACUGGUAUCACAAACUCAGGAGAACAGGCUCAGAAUUUAAGCUUGCAGAGUGCACCACAAGUAUAUAAUUUAAGUGUUUACUCUUCCACAAAAAUUCCUUCAGUAUUGUCCUUCCAAAACUACUUGUAUGAGCAAAGGCAGGAACAAGGCCAAAGAAUGAAUAUACUGAAUGUAUUAAACUUGAAUAAAAGAAUGAAGAACAAUCUUACAUCUAGUUCCCUGGAUUUAAAUCCAAACAGAAUGUUCUCAAACAUGGACUUGAACGAUAAGAAUGUAAUUAAUAUGCUCAAAUUUGAAAUUGACAAGUUCUUAGCAAACAAUCCUUUGUUUUACACAGUGGUUGACAAUGUCCAGUGCCAAGGUGGAGGAGAUAAUAACCAGGUAAACCAUUAUAAACUUCAAAUAGAGUGUAUUAUCGACCAGCUGAACAUUGAUAUGUUCAUUAACAAUAGAAGAUUUUCAAAUUUCCAGUCAAAAGAUAUUAACUUCGUUAUGUUUUCAAACAAUAAACCAUCAAAUUCAACAAUCAUUGAGUUUGAUACGUCCUUUAUCUAUUUGUCUGCAAGUAAAGAUUAUAUUUUUUCGAAUAACAGCUCAAACGUUAAUUCUUCUACUGGUGGGACUACCAACUACAAUAAUAACAGUAGUGGUAACAGCCAAAUAAGUUAUAAUAACUCGAAUUCCAAUCAAAAUUUAAAUAAUGUCUUCAGUACAAGUGUAAAAGUAAUUGGUAGUGGAAAUGUAAGCUCUAGUAGUCUUGGAAGUGGUCUUAAUUGUAAUAGUUCAAGUUUCAAUAAUGUUGGCUCCUUAUCUGCAACUGAGAACGGCUAUAAUGUAGUUUCCCAAGAAGAAGUUUCUAUAAUUCAUCCAAUGUACAUUGAUGGGCAUACUAACCAAGGACACGGACAUGUUUUAUCAAUCCGUAUCAAUAUGAGGCAGGUAAGACUACUUGAGAUCUACAACAUUCGAAUCUUGGAAAGUGUUGUAAUCAGGGUCCACCCAAUUCGUGUAAAUAUAACUCAGUACCUGACAUCUUGUUACUAUGACAUAUUCUUCCCACCUCCAAAUAAUAACCAACCAAGCCUAAUCUCAAUUCAAACAGGAGGAAGUUACAGUCAGAGCUCGCUUCCAAUCUUAAAUGCUGAGACAGAAGCGGUUUCAUCCAAUAUUCAAGAAGAGAAUACCUUUUAUAGUGGAAACACCCAAAUGAUCAAUAUUAAUGCAAGUAGUGAUAUAAUACCAACUGCAGAUCAUGAAAACCCCUCACCAACUUUGACUAGCAAACAAUCAAACAACUCGUCAGUAGAUUCACAAAACUGCUCCCCCAAGAAUAUACUCUAUUUCAACUAUCUUCGUAUCUCGUCAAUUCUAGUGGAAGUCACUUAUCGUGGUUCAGUCUCAUUAAAUAAUGUACUUUUAGAGCUUAGUUCAUUUACCCAAAGGAGGAAACACAGAACAGUCAAAGAAAUGGUUGACAAAUACAUUUCUUUCCUUAGACGCCAAGCCGCAAGACCUGUAAUUUCUUAUACUUUUAAACAGCUUAGACAUUCUCUACUUCCAAAGCAUUUCAAAUCCCAUAAACGCAGCAGUAACUUUAAUUCCCAGUAUAAUGACAUUGCCAAAGGUAAUAUACACGGUAAUCGUCAAAUUAAUGGCCAUGAACGUUAUUCAAAACUUAGCUCUUCCUAUCAAAACAUUCUUGUUGAUACUUCACACAACGGAAGUAUCAGAAAUUAUAAUAAUAUUAACUCUAUUCUUCCAAAUAAUGAUGAAGAUUUUUCAAACACUUCCUCUCGCAAGAUUCAAAGUAACAAUUACUCCAAAAAUGACUCAGAAUAUAACAAAUUCAAACUCAUAUUUGGAAAUCAACUUCUGAUUUAA
Molecule: messenger RNA, 8922 nt
Organism: Cryptosporidium ubiquitum
Lineage: Eukaryota; Apicomplexa; Conoidasida; Eucoccidiorida; Cryptosporidiidae
Exons: 1
Coding region: 1-8922 (2973 amino acids)
Source: RefSeq, a predicted model, not a curated record